AUGUAUCUGAAGAUUUUCAACGUGUUCGUGCAACAGCUAGUUCGUCACAUCCUAUGUGUUGGUUGGUGUUUCCCCGUAUUAAUACACUCGGGUGUCAACUCUGCCGUACCCGCUGAUCUCAGCUUUUCGACCAAACGAGUACUCUCGUGGGUUACCACUCAAGCAAAUGAUGAUCUUAACAUCGUUGCGAUUGUUGCGAAGUCUGUGGACGAAGCCGACCCAGACUAUUAA
Molecule: messenger RNA, 231 nt
Organism: Peronospora belbahrii
Lineage: Eukaryota; Oomycota; Peronosporomycetes; Peronosporales; Peronosporaceae
Source: the annotation of a GenBank genome assembly